AUGGCCAAGCGAUUGAUCCCCUCUUUGAAUCGCAUUCUGGUGGAGAAGAUGGUUCCUCCUUCGAAGAGCAACACCAGCAUCCUUCUCUCGGAGAAAACCAGCAAGCUGAACCCUGAGAAAGUUGUGGCUGUUGGGCCUGGAACCCGUGAUAGAGAGGGGAAUCUUAUACCUGUAGCCGUGAAGGAAGGAGAUGUUGUUCUUGUGUUUGACUAUGGCGGUACUGAAGUGAAACUCGGAGAGAAAGAGUUCCACCUUUACCAAAAAUAA
Phalaenopsis equestris is the source of this 267-nucleotide messenger RNA. RefSeq names its product 10 kDa chaperonin, mitochondrial-like. NCBI's taxonomy places the organism in Eukaryota, Viridiplantae, Streptophyta, Magnoliopsida, Asparagales, Orchidaceae. The coding region runs from base 1 to 267 and encodes 88 amino acids. Gene Ontology annotation, molecular function: protein-folding chaperone binding; metal ion binding; ATP binding. The record is from RefSeq and is a predicted model, not a curated record. The transcript has a single exon. Gene Ontology annotation, cellular component: mitochondrial matrix.